CCGUCACCGAGGAUCUCAACAGUCGCUGCCACUUUGCCGGCGCUGUUGUGGCGGCCGGCGUUGAGUUGGCAGGACUGUCCCAGGAAACUGAUGAAAGUCACUAAAGUUGACAAAGAGUGCUCCAGUCGUUGGGUGGGAAGUCGUGGGAAGGGGCAGAGGCCCCGUUCGGCGCCCACUGCGGCGAGCUCUUGGCGAAGCGCCCGGCCGGGCCUCGGCUUUGACGCGGCCGGUGGUGGGAGUGCCGCGUCCUGCGAGUCCUGGUGUCUGGAUCCGCACCAGCCGCGGGCGUUCGGGGACAUUUGGAGCGGACACCGUGCUCUCCACCCGCAGCGAUGUCCUCCUGGUUCGGGGGCCUCGGCUCCGGCUUGGGCCAGUCUCUGGGUCAAGUAGGGGGUAGCCUGGCGUCCCUCACUGACCAGAUUUCAAACUUCACGAAGGAUAUGUUGAUGGAGGGCACGGAGGAUGUGCCAGUGGAUUUCUCCAGCUCUGGGAGAGAGGAAAAUGAAGCUACUCAUUCAGUCUUAAGAUCAGAGAAUGAAAGACUUAAAAAGCUUUACACUGACCUAGAGGAAAAGCACGAAGCAUCAGAACUGCAGAUAAAGCAGCAGUCUGCAAGUUACCGCACUCAACUGCAGCAGAAAGAGGAAGAAGUCAGUCACCUUAAAGCAAGACAGAUCGCACUACAGGAUGAAUUGCGCAGACUGCAGUCUGCUGCCCAGUCUGUACAUUCAGGAUCUGGCGGGGUACCAGCAGCCGCUGCAUCGCCUUCAUUCAGUUACGGCGUCAGUCCUCAUGUGCCAGCUUUCCGUGAAGAUGACAUGGACUUUGGUGAUAUGAUUUCAUCACAACAAGAAAUAAAUAGAUUAUCAAAUGAAGUUUCACGACUUGAAUCUGAACUGGGACACUGGAAACAUAUUGCUCAGGUGCAGGGAACACAAAGCUCUGAUCAGAUCGAAAUCUGCAAGCUGCAAAACAUUAUUAAGGAACUUAAACAGAAUCGAAGUCAAGAAAUUGAUGACCAUCAGCAAGAAAUUUCAGCAUUGCAGAAUGUGCAUCAACAGAAACUGACAGAGAUAGCUCAUCGGCAUCGAGAGGAGCUAAGUGACUAUGAGGAACGAAUUGAAGAACUGGAAAAGCUAUUACAGCAAGGUGGCUCAGGAGUUACAGUAACUGAUCACUCUAAAAUGUAUGAUAUGCAAAACACCAUUCAUAGUCUACAGAUGGAAAAAGUAGAAUCUACAAAAAAAAUUGAAGAACUUGAGGAUAAAAUAAAAGAGAUAUAUGAAAGAUUAUCUUCUGCAGAGCAUGACCAAGAAGUCUGGAAGAGAGAACAGGAACGACUGGAAGUGGAAAAGCGGCAGAUGACUGAGCAGUGUGAGCGCCUGAAGCUGGAAGUCAGCAAAUUGCAGCCUCUUGCUCUGGGGCAGAGGGACAUUGUUACAGAGGAGGAGCGGACUCUCCCACAGAGUUCCUCAGUUGCAGAGGUCUUGAGAUUGCAGCAAGCUUUGACUGAUGCUGAAAAUGAAAUAAUGAGACUAAGUAGUUUAAACCAGGAUAACAGUCUUGCUGAAGACAAUCAGAAACUUCAAACAUGUGUCCAAAUUUUAGAAAGAGAGAAGUCAUUAUUGAGUCAAGAAAAGGAAGAACUUCAGCUAUCACUUUCCAAACUGAACAAUGAAUAUGAAGCCAUUAAAAGUACAGCUACAAGGGACAUAGAUUUGUUUUCUCAAGUUCGUGAUUUGAAACUUAACUUGGAGGUGAAGGAACAAGAACUGAAUCAGAGUAUUCAUGAAAAUGAAAUACUCACGGCUGAGUUGGAAGAACUGGACAAGCAGAACCAAGAGGCUACUAAGCGUGUGAUUUUGAUAAAAGAUCAGCUAUCAAAACAGCAAAGUGAAGGAGAUAGUGUCAUCAAGAAACUAAAAGAAGAUCUAGAUGAUGAAAAACAGAAAAUCCAUCAACUCGAGGAUGAUAAAAUGAACAUUACCAAAGAGUUAGACUUGCAGAAAGAAAAGCUGACUGACAGUGAACGGGCCCUAAGUGAUUUACAGUUAACCAGACAGAAGCUCGAAGAUAAAGUAGAAGAUUUAGUAGAGCAACUAAGUAAAUCAGAGAAAAAUAAUUUCAGCAUCCAGAAGGAGAACCGUGAACUGAGGGAACACAUCAGGCAGAAUGAGGAGGAGCUGUCCACAGUCAGGAAUGAGUUGACACGGUCUCAAACCCAAGGCUCUGACAGUAAUUUGAAGGAUGAUUUACUUAAGGAAAGGGAAAAUGAAGUUAGAAACUUAAAGCAGAAUCUUUUAGAAAUAGAAGAGCUGAAUGAACAUUUGAAGCAAGUUGCUUUUGAUCUCAGAACAGAAAAUGAAAAGUUGGUUGUAGCAUGUGAGGAUGUAAGAAAUCAGUUGGAAGAAUCUAUUGCUGGCAACAACCAAAUUUCUCUGGAAAAAACUGCCUUGCUGGAGACUCUGAAAUGCGAAAAGGCGCAGCUAGAAGCAGAAUUGUGUGGAGCUGAAAAGAGGCUGUUGGAGGAAGCAAACAAAUACAAGCAAACUAUUGAGGAACUGUCCAGCACACGCAGCCUGAGUACCUCUGCCUUACAGAUGGAACAUGAGCGCUUAAUUCGGCUCAGCCAGCAAAAAGACUCUGAAAUAGCAGGGCUCAAAAAGAGUAUUGAGCAAAUGGAUACUGAUCAUCAACAAAUGAAGGAAACUUUAUUGUCUAGUUUAGAAGAGCAGAAACAAUUGACACGACUUAUAAACGAAAAAGAAAAUUGUAUUGUGAAACUUAAAGAAAAAAGUUCAGAACUGCAGGAGGAGUUGGACAAAUGUGCGCAGGCCUUAAGAAACAAUGAGGCUCUCAGGCAGAUGGUAGAGGAAAAGGAUAGAAGUCUUGGAUCCAUGAAAGAAGAGAACAACCACUUGCAAGAAGAACUGGAGCGGCUCAGGGAACAGCAGAGUCGGACUGUGCCCGUGCUUGAGCGUAGAACCCUUGACAGCACCACAGAGCUAGAGUCUGAGCUGUCUGAGCUCCACACCAUCAAGGAUAAUUUGGAAGAAGAAAUUAAACAGCACCGGAAGAUGAUUGAAGAUCAAAACCAGAAUAAAAUGCAACUGCUCCAGUCUCUACAGGAGCAGAAGAAAGAAAUGGAUGAGUUAAGAUACCAGCAUGAACAAAUGAGUAUCACACACACCCAGCUCUUUUUAGAAAAAGAUGAGGAAAUUAAGAACUUGCAAAAAACAGUUGAACAAAUAAAAGCCCAAUUGCAUGAAAAAAGACGGGACAUUCCAACAGAGAAUUCUGAUAUUUUUCAAGAAACAGAAGUUCAGAGCCUUAAUCUAGAAAAUGAAAGUGAAAAGCAUGAUUUAUCCAAAGCUGAAAUGGAAAGGUUAGUGAAGGGGAUAAAAGAUCGGGAGCUGGAGAUUAAGCUUCUGAAUGAAAAGAAUCUGUCUUUAACUAAACAGAUAGAUCAGCUGUCCAAAGAUGAAGUUGGCAAGCUCACUGAGAUUAUCCAGCAGAAAGACUUGGAGAUACAAGCGCUUCAUGCCAGGAUUUCCUCAGUCUCCUAUUCUCAGGAUGUUGCAUACCUCCAGCAGCAGCUGCAUGCCUACGCUAUGGAAAGAGAGAAAGUAAUGGUUGUCUUAAAUGAGAAGACAAGGGAAAAUAGCCAGCUGAAAACAGACUAUCACAAAAUGAUAGAUAUUAUUAGUGCCAAAGAAGCAGCCCUUAUUAAGCUGCAAGAUGAGAAUAAAAAAAUGUCUGCUAGAUUUGAAAGUAGUGGUCAAGAUAUGUUUAAAGAAACUAUUCAGAAUUUAUCACGGAUUAUUCGAGAAAAAGACAUUGAAAUAGAUGCACUGAGUCAGAAGUGCCAGACCCUGCUGACGGUGUUGCAAACUUCUGGCACAGGUAACGAGGUUGGAGGAGUCAAUAGUAACCAGUUUGAGGAGCUCUUACAGGAACGUGACAAGCUAAAACAGCAAGUGAAGAAAAUGGAAGAGUGGAAACAGCAGGUGAUGACCACCGUCCAAAAUAUGCAGCAUGAGUCAGCCCAGCUUCAGGAAGAGCUCCACCAACUUCAGGCCCAAGUUUUGGUUGAUAGUGAUAACAAUUCUAAAUUACAAGUAGACUACACGGGGCUGAUUCACAGUUAUGAGCAGAAUGAAACCAAAUUGAAGAAUUUUGGGCAGGAAUUGGCACAAGUUCAGCAAAGCAUAGGGCAGCUUUGUAACACCAAGGACCUUCUUUUAGGAAAACUUGAUAUUAUGUCACCCCAGCUCUCUUCUGGCUCAUCACUUACCACUCAGUCAGCAGAGCCUCUGAAGACAAGCCAGUCUGCUGGGCCGUGUGAGUCCUCUCAGUUGCUUCAACAAGAACUGGAUGACCUGAGAAGGUCACUACAGGAAAAAGAUGCCACGAUCAGAACACUCCAGGAAAACAACCAGAGACUGUCAGAGUCUGUGGCUGCCUCCUCAGAGGUAGGGAGAAGAGAACACAAGCAAACCGAUUUGGAAAUGAAGCAGCUGAAGGAGAAACAAGAGGUUUUACAAAACUUACUUAAGGAAAAAGACCUCUUAAUCAAAGCCAAAAGUGACCAAUUGCAUUCUUCAAAUGAAAAUUUCACUAACAAAGUGAAUGAAAAUGAGCUUCUGAGACAAGCUGUGACAAAUUUGAAGGAGAGGAUAUUGAUUUUAGAAAUGGACAUUUCUAAAUUGAAGGGGGAAAAUGAAAAAAUAAUGGAAACUUCCAGGGGGAAGGAAACAGAAUACCAGGCACUACAAGAGACCAACAUGAAGUUUUCCGUCAUGUUGCGAGAAAAAGAGUUUGAAUGCCAUUCGAUGAGAGAGAAGGCGCUUGCUUUUGAACAGCUCUUGAAAGAAAAAGAACAGGGCAAGGCUGGGGAGUUAAAUCAACUUUUAAAUACAGUUAAAUCAAUGCAGGAGAAGACAGUUAUAUUCCAGCAGGAGAGAGACCAAGUUAUGUUGGCCCUGAAACAGAAGCAAAUGGAAAACAGUACCCUACAGAGUGAGGUUCAACACUUACGUGACAAAGAGUCCCGGUUAAAUCAGGAGCUCCAGAGAUUGCGCGACCACCUCUUAGAGUCUGAAGAUUCUUAUACCCGGGAAGCUUUGGCUGCAGAAGACAGAGAGACCAAACUAAGGAAGAAAGUGGCAAUGUUGGAAGAAAAGCUAGUUUCAUCUUCGAAUGCAAUGGAAAAUGCAAGCCAUCAAGCCAGUGUGCAAGUAGAAUCGUUGCAAGAACAAUUGAGCACGGUCUCCAAGCAGAGGGACGAGACUGCCCUGCAGCUUUCUGUCUCUCAGGAACAAGUAAAGCAGUAUGCUCUGUCACUAGCCAAUCUGCAGAUGGUCCUCGAGCACUUCCAACAAGAGGAAAAAGCUAUGUAUUCUGCUGAAUUAGAAAAGCAAAACCAUAUCUUAGCUGAAUGGAAGAAGAAAGCAGAGACUCUGGAAGGAAAAGUGUUAUCCCUGCAGGAACAUUUGGAUGAAGCAAAUGCUGCUUUGGAUUCGGCCUCAAGACUGACAGAACAGUUAGAUCUAAAAGAGGAACAUAUUGAAGAACUUAAAAAGCAAAUUGCGCUCCACCAAGAGAUGCUGGACGAUGCACAGAAGAAACUGAUGAACUUAGUGAGCAGCACAGAAGGAAAAGUAGACAAAGUCCUUAUGAGAAACCUCUUCAUUGGUCAUUUCCAUGCACCUAAAAAUCAGCGUCAUGAAGUGCUACAACUGAUGGGGAGCAUCCUGGGUGUUAAAAGGGAGGAAAUGGAGCAGUUGUUUGCUGAAGAUCAAGGAGGUGUUACUCGGUGGAUGACAGGAUGGCUUGGAGGAGGAUCGAAAAGUGUGCCCAAUACACCUUUGAGACCAAAUCAGCAGUCUGUGUUUAAUAGUUCCUUUUCAGAACUUUUUGUUAAAUUUCUGGAAACAGAAUCUCAUCCAUCUGCCCCACCUCCAAAGCUGUCUGUUCAUGACUUGAAACCACUGGAUUCUCCAGGGAGAAGGAACGUUCACACUAGCAUGCCCGGAAGUGCCAAAGAUAUAACAGAACCCAGGACAGGAAGAAGAACAGAUCUGAGUCCAUUCUUGGCGCCCCGCUCAGCAGCUGUGCCCCUUAUUAACCCAGCUGGACAUGGACCUGGUGGGCCUGGGCAUCUUCUUUUGAAGCCUAUGUCGGAUGUUCUCCCCACGUUUACACCUUUGCCAGUGUCACCUGACAACAGCGCUGGCGUUAUACUCAAAGACCUUCUAAAGCAGUAGGGCGCUUCCACGCCAGACUGUACAGCACUUUAAGGAAACCAUGAACACUGUAUGUGUGAACUUUAUCACAAAGUGGCCUUCUGGAAAGAGUUGUAGUUGUAAUUUGUAAUUUGUCUGUUAAUAAAAUUAUUCAUAAUGCUUUUAGAAAUUGCAGGUGUCAGAAGAGUAAGAACUGCUAUGUAAUUUGCUUUUUUAUUCAUUUUGUCAUUUUACCUAAUUUAAAACUAGAAACAUUUGGUUUACUUUUUUUUAAUUUACAAAACUCUAAAAAGGAGAGGCAAGCGUAACUGUCUGCUGUCUCCUCGGACUUUCAAGCUCAUUUCAUAUAGGGCAUGCUAUUCAUUUUCUCAAAUAAGGAAUUUAUUCCACCACCACCCCCAAAGGUGCCUAAUAAAGGCUUCUCAGCACAGAGCAGAAGAUGCUCUGCGGUGUGCGUCAGCCACCUCUAGAGACCUUGUGUAGGGAGAAAACAGAGCUGUUCCUGGGAGGUUGUGGCUGUCCUGAGGCAAAGUGGGUGCGUAGUUCUAUGCAAUUCUAGCAUGUGUGUAGAUUCAUCUGGCCACCACAGUUAAUACCCAACUCUUCGUCCAAAGGGUCCCCUGAGCUGCCUUUUAAUAGUUCUUGCUGCCCCGCUUAACCUUCUGUAGUUCUGUUAUUCCGUGAGGGCUAUUGAAAUGAAAUCACAUGUUAGUGCAUCCUCUUGAGUUGGGUGUUUGCACAUAGCAUAGUCUCUGAGAUCCAUCCAUGUUGUUUCAUGGACCGGUAGUUUGCUUCCUUUUAUUGUGGAGUACAUGCUAUGAGUAACUCAUGGUAUCAUUUAGUUUUAAAAGCUGAACUGUCCUUUUUUAAGUACCACCUAAAACUACAGGUUUCUAGCAGUUCCUAGGGCGUGUGGUUAGCCCCAACACUUGGGAGGCAGAAGCAUGCAGAUUUUUAGGAGUUUGAGGCCAGCCUGUUCUACACAAUGAGUUUCAGGCUAGCCAGAGCAACAAACAUAGUGAGACCGUGCCUCAAAACACGGACACACACCAAAAAACAAAUGAGACCUAAAGGUUUUCUUGCAAACUGCACAAAAUCAUGUAACUCUUUGUAAGUGUUACACUGUAUGGCUGCAUCCACAUAACCCUUACACCAUAGUAUUUAUUACACCAGCAAUACCUGGAGACCUAUCACCUCCUGUCCCCGUUCUGAGCUGCGGCUGUCUGGGAUGUGGCACUCCCUGCCGUACUCCAGCACCAGGUGUUUGGAACUGAAAGCAAGUGCUUCUGUCCUUUUUCACAAAGCCAUUAUGAAAGAAAAGAGUCCUGACUCACAGCUCUUGUACCAGGAUGUUCAUAUUUAUAUUAGUUGUUGACGUUGUGCAUUGAAAAGCCAUUUCUUGCAUAUUUUGUAAGUCCAGAUAAGCCCUUAAAACAGAAGAGCCUGUAUAGCAAGGAAGGGUGGGAAGCAGACUAAUUCAGAAAUGUCCACAGCCCUGGCACCCGUCAGAGCUCAGCUGGGUUGUUUGUGAAUUUUCCAUCUGAUAAGCUGUGUGUUUCAAAGAGUGGAGGUUUCAGUUUUAAUGGUGUGUUGAUGUUUAAAAUACCUUUUUUUUCUGAAAACUUGAGUAACCGAGAUAACGCUGCUUCCUCGUGUCGCCUGUGGCCUUAACUAACUUUAUAGUCCACUUCUCCGCUAUGUUAGAAAAAAUUGCCAUCAGAGAGAUGUUAAGCUGCUCCCACCAGUUUCACCAACGUUAUAGAUACCUCUCAACUUAGAGUGGGCUCACAGCCCAGUAAACCCAUUGUAAUUAAAACAUCUUGAAUUAAGCUGUCAGCCAACCUGACUUAGCAAGGCUGCUUCCUCUCAGGACCACGGGGCUGACUGGGAGCCACAGCUUCUAAUGCUUCCAGCAUUGAGAAAAGAGAAAUUCUAAAUCUGAAGCAUGAUUUCUGCUUAAUGUGUAUCAUUUCAGCACACCCCAAAAUUGAAGCAGUUAAGCCUCAACGGUAAGUUGAGGACCUACUGAUACAGGUAUUUGUAUGUUCCUUUACUCUUGCUCACUAGUUGGGUCAUUUAUUGUGUGAUGAGAAAAUUAAGUUCCACAUGAGGCAGCCGAAAAGCUAGUUUUUAUAUUAAGAAAAGGAAGAUGUAAAAUGUUUUAUUAUGUAAACAAUGUGUUUUAUAUUUAAAAUACAUUUUAUGACAUUGAAGUUCCUUGACUGAAACAACCUGCCCUCCCCACCCAUUCACUUGGCCUCAGUUUGGAAGCUGUCAUGAUGGGCUCCACACCCAGGCAUCAAAGAACAUGGUAUUACAUGGCUGCUAUUGAAAUAUAUGACUUUGUCUGAAAGCUGCAGUACCUAAUGUCUGUGUUGUAUGCAUGCUAAGUGUUCAUUGAUCUAAACCAGACAUGACUCAUCAGCUUUUUUGAACUAAGUUGUGUCAGAGAUGAACCAUCUGCUCAAGGAAACUUCUUAGCAGAGAAAGCGAGAAGCAUGCACUUUGUCUUACCCACAGGACCCCGCUAGCGGUAACCGGUAACUGCAGUAAGUCUGCUCUUGACAGCUUCCAGCACUCGGUAGAAUUUGCAGCUGCCACAGGUUUACCGCACUGUUGGAACUGCAGUAAGUUCACUGUUGAUAUCUCUGUAUACCUAGCAGUGUUUUAUGGUUGAGUUUUGCUUUGGAAGGCACAUUUCUUCACAACAUUCCUAAUGGUUUUCAAGUACAACGAAAUACACAGUCAAGCAUUCACUCUGCCAUUGGAGCUGAUUGAAUGUAAUCAUGUAUGUCUGUGAGUUUUCCUUCCUGGCAUUCUCGUUUGUUUUUUAAAAGGGGGAAACCAAAGCACAUAAGCAAAAAGAGAUGGCACGCAGCUAGCCAGCUAAACAUCAAGUAUCACCCAAGAAAAGCCUUUAGUUCUUUUAACCUUCCAAGGACUCAAGAGCCUUCAGCUUACUCAGUCAGCUAUGGGGAGGAGGGGCAGGCCCAGGCCCAGGCAAAGAGAUGAAAACCAUAGAAAGUACUGCAUUUGGACUGGGUUUUUAAAUUAAAGAAAUUUUCAUAUAUUGAAGCAUUUAAAGCAUCAUCUAGCAACAAAAAUUUAUCUUCUGUAAAUAUCAGUUAAGUUAGGUAAUAUUUAUUUUAUAUAUUCCUAUGUAAAAAUAAUGAUCAUUGUAAUGUUGACAUUUGUGAUGAUUUGCCAAUCUUUACAUCUUAACUUAUUAUGAUUUAAUCACUUAAAAUUGAUGCAUUGUCUUUAUAGGAAAAUAGCAAUGUGAGCAAUUUCCAACUGUAUCAUGAGAUUCGGUUGUGUUUUAUAUAGAGUUAAAGCCAAUGCACUCUUGAAUUUCUCAGGAGCAUUGCAAGGCAAAAAAAAAAAAAUUUCUUCAAAUAAAAAUGACUUAAGUUGGCUGUAUCUUCAUCCAUAAUAAAAACA
Chionomys nivalis (European snow vole) is the source of this 9686-nucleotide messenger RNA. RefSeq names its product thyroid hormone receptor interactor 11 (gene Trip11). The coding region runs from base 333 to 6266 and encodes 1977 amino acids. Gene Ontology annotation, cellular component: Golgi apparatus. Gene Ontology annotation, biological process: endoplasmic reticulum to Golgi vesicle-mediated transport; Golgi organization. The record is from RefSeq and is a predicted model, not a curated record. NCBI's taxonomy places the organism in Eukaryota, Metazoa, Chordata, Mammalia, Rodentia, Cricetidae. The transcript has 21 exons. Gene Ontology annotation, molecular function: small GTPase binding.